Leopardus geoffroyi (Geoffroy's cat) is the source of this 998-nucleotide messenger RNA. Its product is annotated as 28S ribosomal protein S26, mitochondrial-like. The record is from RefSeq and is a predicted model, not a curated record. The coding region runs from base 87 to 404 and encodes 105 amino acids. Gene Ontology annotation, cellular component: mitochondrial small ribosomal subunit. Lineage: Eukaryota; Metazoa; Chordata; Mammalia; Carnivora; Felidae. The transcript has a single exon.
AAGGUCGGGGGCGUGGCGACCCCGCCUGAGGUGGGUUCUGUAGAGUUCUUCAUGCAGACCGAGCAUUACGGCAGUACCGCCAGUCGAUGCGCGCCCUCAGGCUGGAGUUCAUGUCCAAGGUAUGGAAGAAGGUGUACGAGGCCUGGGCAGGGAACCUGGCAGAGGGUAAGGUGCUGCAGGAUGCAGCUGACUACAGCAACCUGCUGGCUUGGAACCGGGCGGAGAACCAGCAACUGCAGGAGCUAUGGUUAGGGGGACUGCGGCAGGAGGCGGAGGUGCGGGAGCAGGAGCAGUGGCAAGUGGAGGAGAAGGCCCCGUGGGCCGAGAGGCGCAGGCCUGGGAGCAGCCAAAGGAUCAAGAAGGUGCGGCAGCUGCAGGAGGAGGCAAAACAUUUCAUCACCUGAGAGAAUCUGGAGGCGUGGGUAGAAGAAGUGUUCGACUCCCGGAAGAGCUACAACUGGGCCAUCACCAGAGAGGGACUGGUACCAGGUCAGGCCACAGCACAGCACAAGGCCUCUGAAGUGCCCAUCCAGGGGCCAUGUGUGUAUGGGGGUAGAAAGGUUGGGCCUGGAAUUAACCAGUUGAUGUUUCUUAAAAAAAAAAAAAAAAAAAAAAGAAAGAAAGAAAGAAAGAAAGAAAGAAAGAAAGAAAGAAAGAAAAAAGAAAAGGAGAGCAAGAAUUUGCAGGAUGUCUGAGUGGCUCAGUUAGUUGAACUACUAACUCUUGAUUUGGCUUGGGGCAUGAUCCCAAGGUUGGGAUCCAUCCCUGCCUGGCUCUGCGCUGCCAGGGCAGAGCCUGCUUGGGAUUCUCAUUCUCUAUCUCUGCCUUGCUCCUAGUCUUAAAAAAAAAAAAAAAAAAAAAAAGCAAGAAUUUGCCAUAGUCUAGGGAAGGAAGAAAUCAAAUUUGGCAUCAAAAAAUAGUUGAAGUGGUGCCUGGGUGGCUCAGUUGGCUAAGCUUCCGACUUCAGUUCAGGUCCUGAUCUCUCUCUCUCUGGGUUU